This is a messenger RNA of Rotaria socialis, 1263 nucleotides long. The record is from the annotation of a GenBank genome assembly. NCBI's taxonomy places the organism in Eukaryota, Metazoa, Rotifera, Eurotatoria, Philodinida, Philodinidae.
AUGAGGUUAUAUGGAAUCUUUUUUACUGGUAUUAUUUUAAUUAGUUUAUGUACACCAUGCGAAGGAAUUUUCGGUAGUUCAUCACUGCAGGAUUAUGUCGAUAGUCUUGUUGAUGCUGCCAAAUUUAAAUUUGAUGGAGUAUUAAAUCUUAAUGAUUCAGUUAUCAAUCAAAUAUGGUCUGCUUUUAAAACAAAAUAUGGCCGUGCUUAUUCGUCACUAGGAGAAGAAAAACAGCGUCUUCGUGUGUUUCGUGAUCAUCUUCGAUUUGUAUUAGAAUCUAAUCUUAAAAAAAUGCAAACAUUUCAAUUAGAAUUAAAUGAAUUUGCGGAUUGGACAGCAGAUGAAUUUAAUACGUUGAAAAAAGGUCUCAUUGUUUCAACGAGUUUCCGACGAGACAUGAUGAUAACUGGUCAAGAUGAGGAAGAUUCAUUGGGACGUAGUGUAAGAAAACUUCAUCGACGUCAUUAUCAUGCAAGAAGAUUAAAACGAAGUUUACACAAAAGACGGCACCAUCGUAAACGAUUCUUAAAAGAUUGGAUUUUAAAUUUCUUUAGCAAAAACAACACUUCAGAUAAUGGCAAUCAACAAUCUAACGUAUUCGAUUGGCGUACUAAAAGCGUUGUUAGUAGCGUUAAAGAUCAACGUAAAUGUGGAUGUUGUUACGCAUUCGCUACGGCUACAGUUAUGGAAACACUUUAUGCCAUAAAAACCAAUUCUAAAACUAUUAUUGAUUUUAGUGCACAGCAAAUAGCUGACUGUUCAAGUAAUGGAAAUAAUGGUUGUGCUGGUGGUAAUUUUGGGCCCAGUGUUCGUUAUCUAGCAGACAAUGGUGGCAAAAUAGCUACUGAAUCUUCUUAUCCUUAUGCAGGAGCACAAAAGUCAUGUCGAACCAGUGGUGUUAAUGAAAUUCAACUUGGAAAUAUUCAAUAUGGAGUGAUUCCUGAAGGUAAUGAAAAAAAAUUGGCUGAAGCACUUACGAAUUAUGGACCAAUAUUUAUUGGCAUUGAUACUGAUACAAAACUUUUUAUGUUCUAUAAAACAGGUGUACUUAAAAUUGAUAAUUGUCCUACUCGUCGACAAGAUAUGGACCAUGCUAUGGCUGUUGUAGGUUAUGGCUAUGAUGAUGCGCUUAAGUCGUCUUAUUGGAUCAUAAAAAAUUCUUGGGGAACGAAAUGGGGUGAACAGGGUUAUCUACGUUUAGCUAAAGAUGCCGGAAAUAUGUGCGGUGUUGCUUCGAUGGCGUAUUAUGGUAAAUUAGCAUAG